Parus major (Great Tit) is the source of this 2179-nucleotide messenger RNA. Its product is annotated as annexin A8 like 1. The transcript is spliced from 13 exons. Gene Ontology annotation, biological process: endosomal transport; endosome organization; negative regulation of serine-type endopeptidase activity. Bases 867 to 1847 code for a protein of 326 amino acids. Gene Ontology annotation, cellular component: cytoplasm. NCBI's taxonomy places the organism in Eukaryota, Metazoa, Chordata, Aves, Passeriformes, Paridae. Gene Ontology annotation, molecular function: calcium ion binding; calcium-dependent phospholipid binding. The record is from RefSeq and is a predicted model, not a curated record.
GAGCUGUUCAACUCUGUUUUGUUUUGUUUUGAAGAAAGAAAAGUUUUACACUCAGCUCCUAAACCUUAACUUGUCACAGCAGCUACUGCAAGCCCUGUGACACUUAGCUGGGGUUGUCAUUACUCAGACUUGUUAGCCUUGGAUGUGUUGGUCCUACGUUACCCUAGAGAUCAUUUGUGACUCAUGCUGUGGAAGUCCAGGUGUGGGAUGGGGGGACCUCCUAAGUCUCUGUACAAUCUGAUGCUUUAUAAAGCCACACUGUAAGGUGUAGGAUAUGGAUGAUGUGGAGUUUGGCUGGGUGUGUGGUUUGUUUGGUUUGGAAAUUUUUUGGUUGUUUGGCUUUAAGGUAUUUUUAAUAAGUUUCUGAAGGGAGGUAAAGGAAGUUAUAUUUCUAGAGUCCUGUUUGGCAGUGUUCCAGACUAGCAGAGAUAGAAAGAGUUGGUAAUAGUGAGUGGCUUGUUCAAUUGUAGCUGAAUUCAUCUAGUCUCUUUGAUGCUGAGAAAUUACCUGCAUGUAAUUUGCAUGUUGUAUCUUUGCCAGAGGCCAAAAUGUUAGCAGGGAAGGGCGUGUAUUGGGAGAAGCAGUGGAAAAAUUACAGUGAGUCAACAGGGUUGAAUUUAGGCCUCCUCACAAGGGAAGCCUCGUUUAUUAAGCAACUUGAUCUCUUCCCUGUGAGAUCAUAUGUGAAAAACAGGUUGAGCCAUGUUUGAGGGAGUUGCCCUGUGGAAUUUGUAGAUAAGGAUGCUUUAUACCUGCAUGUGCCUGAGAGGUCAGUUACAUUCUGCGGCUUCCAGAGGGAACGAGCCUCCAGAGGAGUACAGUUAUUCCAUUUUUCUUGUGACCCAGUUAUCACUACUGAGACCACAAUGGCUUGGUGGAAGGCCUGGAGCGAAGCAGAGGGCAGGUCCGUGGCAGGUACUUUAAAUUUUAACGCUGCACCUGAUGCUCAGAUUCUGUACAAGGCCAUGAAAGGGCUUGGGACCGAUGAACAAGCUAUAAUUGAUGUCCUAACCAAGAGGAGCAAUCUGCAGCGUCAAGAGAUUGCUAAAUCCUUCAAAGCACAGUUUGGAAAGGAUCUGAUUGAAAGCCUGAAGUCUGAAUUGAGUGGCAACUUUGAGAGGCUCAUUGUAGCACUCAUGUACUCCCCAUUCAAGUAUGAUGCCAAGGAGCUGUAUGAUGCCAUGAAGGGUGUGGGAACGAGGGAAAGUGUCAUCAUAGAGAUCCUGGCAUCUCGGACAAAGGCGCAGAUCAAGGAGAUAAUCAAGGCGUACAAAGAAGAAUACGGUUCUGAUCUGGAACAAGACAUAAAAUCGGAAACAAGUGGCUACUUAGAGCAGAUUCUGGUUUGCCUUCUUCAGGGUGAGAGGGACAAUGCCACCCUCUAUGUGGACAAUGCCCUGGCUCUUCAGGAUGCAGAGACCCUCUAUGCUGCUGGAGAGAAGAUACGGGGCACUGAUGAGAUACAGUUCAUCACCAUCCUGUGCAAAAGGAGUGCCACACACUUAAUGAAAGUGUUUGAAGAAUACCAGAAACUGGCUGGUAAGAGCAUAGAAGACUCUAUCAAGAGUGAAACUCGUGGUUCACUUGAGGAUGCCAUGCUGGCUAUUGUGAAAUGCACCAGGAACAUCCGUUGCUACUUUGCAGAGAAGUUGUACAAUGCUUUAAAGGGGGCUGGCACUGAUGAUGGGACUCUGAUAAGGGUGCUUGUUUCUCGAAGUGAAGUUGACCUAAAUCUUAUAAAACCUGAAUUCAAGCGUAUUGCGGGAAAGUCUCUCUCCGCUAUGAUUUUGGAGGACACCAGUGGCGAUUACAAGACAGCCUUGAUGAACCUCUGUGGCAGUGACUGACAGACUCUAGGAGGAAGAUGUUGAAAAGGAUACAGAGAGAAGAUUAACAGUGAACAAGGGUCUGAAAAUGUGCUUGUAGAAAAUCUCUCCAUUGAUCCAAAAGGGGGUGAAAAGAAGAUCAAAUUAAUGGCUGAGGUAUCCAAAGCUCUCUGAAGGAUGUGGAUGCUCAUUACACAUUGAAUGCUAUCCACUUCCCAAACAGUUUUUCAAACACAAGGGGGAAGGUUACUUUCUUGUUUCCAUUUUAUUCUUUGACAUUUUCCUUCUAUUUUAAUCCAUUGUGAAGGAUGGCACUUUGACAUGGAAUUAAAGAUUCUUCUAAAUGCUCUAAA